GGCGGCUCGCUUGUUGGUGGGUGCGGCGGUGGUUGUCGGUACUCCCUGCUGAGAGUUCUGGCCCCGUCUGGCGCUGCCGCCGCCGGUGUCACCGUCGGUGUCACUGGCACUAUCGCCGGCUGAGGUGUCGCGGUAGCUUCUGCAGACACAGCCACAGCCUGGCCCUGCCCCACAGUCAUUGAGGAUGAGCCCCCGCGCUGCCCAGCGCGCGUCCCGCCCUGCCCGCCCGAGCCCAUUCAUCUAGCGACUGGUCUCCCUUGCAAUUAUGGAGUUUUAGAAGAAUAAGGUUGUGUGGAGGGGGAAUCCCCCUCUGCACACUAGAGGUAGUUCACUUUUGGAAUUUUCUAUGGACAAGAAUAUUUGUUAUAUAAGAUGGUGAAAUAAGACUUCUAAAAAUAUAUAUUUAUAAAUAUUUAUUUGAAUCAAGUGCCAAACGUAAUAGAACAAAGUUUUCUAAUGGCAGCUCAAUAAAACUGGAUUUACAUCCUUGGAAUUACAAUUUUUCUAGGGCACUGUGUUGUGUACUGAAUCAGAGUGCCUUGAUACACUUAAGGGUUGUUCCCCUUAAGGAGAGGAGCAGCUUUAGAAGUGAAGAUGAGUUCUUACAUGCCAGAGUGCACUUCAAAGUGUCGAUCUCUACAGCAUGCUUUGGAUGUUAUUUCUGUAGUAACCAGAGGAAGUGAAGGCCAGAUCAAGGCCUUUCUCUCUUCUUACUGCUACAAUGCUGCAACUAUAAAGGAUGCCUUUGGCAGAAAUGUUAUACAUCUCGCUUCGUCUUGUGGCAAAAAAGGUGUGCUAGACUGGUUGGCUGAGACCAAAGGAGUAGAUCUCUUGGCGAAAGACAAAGAGUCUGGAUGGACAGCUUUGCACAGAAGUAUAUUUUAUGGAUACAUUGAUUGUGUUUUGUCAUUACUGAAGCAUGGCGUUAGUCUGUAUGUUCAGGAUAAAGAAGGCUUAUCAGCCCUGGAUCUUGUGAUGAAAGAUAGACCUAUCCAUGUGGUGUUCAAGAAAACUGAUCCCACAGAAGUCUACACCUGGGGAAACAAUAUAAAUUUCACUUUGGGUCAUGGUGGUCAACAGGGUAAACAUCAUCCUGAGCUGGUGGAUCUUUUUCCUCGGAAUGGCGUGUAUAUCAAACAGGUGGUACUCUGCAAAUUCCACUCUGUAUUCCUUUCCCACAAAGGUCAAGUUUAUACAUGUGGACAUGGACAAGGAGGGCGCUUGGGUCAUGGUGAUGAACAAACGUGCCUGGUUCCAAGACUUGUGGAAGGCUUAACUGGUCAUCAGUGCUCCCAGAUAGCUGCAGCUAAGGAUCAUACUGUUGUUUUAACAGAAGAUGGAUAUGUUUACACAUUUGGUUUGAAUACUUUCCAUCAAUUGGGUAUUCUUCCUCCUCCUCCUAACUGUAGUGUUCCUAGACAGGUUCAGGCAAAAAACCUGAAAGGUAGAGUGGUGAUUGGAGUGGCUGCAGGCAGAUUCCAUACAGUGCUAUGGACUAAGGAAGCAGUGUAUACCAUGGGGCUGAAUGGCGGUCAACUAGGUUAUCUGCUGGAUCCUAAUGGAGAAAAAUGUGUAACUGCACCUCGCCAAGUUUCUGCUCUACAUCAUAAAGACAUCUCUGUGUCCUUGGUCUCUGCAAGUGAUGGUGCUACAGUAUGUGUUACUGAAAGAGGAGAUAUUUAUUUACUUGCAGACUAUCAGUGCAAAAAGAUAGCUUCAAAACAACUGAACCUUAAAAAAGUUCUUGUCAGUGGGGGAUAUUUGGAAUAUAAGGUAGAUACCCAGCAUCUUAAAGAAAAUGGAGGUCAGAAGAUUUGCAUUCUGACACUGGAUGAAGCUGGAAGAGUGUUCUGCUGGAAGUCAUCUAACAGCUCCAUGAAGCAGUGCCGUUGGGUAUAUAGCCGGCAAGUCUUCAUGUCUGAUGUUGCUUUAAAUGGGAACGAAAUAAUGUUUGUCACACAGGAUGGUGAAGCCUUUACAGGGAAGUGGCUGGAAGAAGGGAAAAAAAUCUCAGAAAAGAAAGAACUUGUAUCGAGCCUUCAGAAUUCUUCAUGCGAUGUGUCUUGUGAACAUGAUGCAAACAGUGUGUAUGAAAGAAUUCGACUUCAGAAGCUAACUUUUGUCCACCGAGCUGUUAGUAUUGCCACUGACCCUAGUGGCUGCAAUUUUGCUGUAUUACAGUCAGAUCCUAAAACCAGUCUCUAUGAAAUUCCAAGUGUGUCACUAUCAAGUUUUGGAAUGGAUUUUGGCAAACUGUUAGAUGAAACAGAUGAAAUGGACAGCAUCCAUGAUGUGACUUUUCAGAUUGGCACAAGAACGUACCCCGUGCACAAAUACAUCUUGGCUGUACGCUCUGACUUCUUCAGGAAGCUGUUUGUUUCCAGUGACAACCAGCUAGACACUCCAGACAUCUACCGUAAAGAUGAAGAUGCUGUUGGAUGUGAUCUUUAUGUGAUAGAGAAAGUUCAUCCAGAUCUGUUUGCAUACCUCCUGCAGUUUAUAUACACUGAUACUUGCGAUCUUUUGACUCAUGGUUAUAAACCAAAAAUCCCAUAUAAAGAAAAAUCAGAAGAAUAUCAAAAUACUUUAAUUUCUAAUCUGAGCAAAAUGAGUUUUGAUGAAAAUGUUAAUGGAAAGUCUGCAUUUGAGAUUUAUAGAAAUAACCAAGUACAAGUUCUGAAUGAAAAACAGAAGAGCAAAUCUAAAAAAGGCAAAGCUGGUGAAGAAGCUAACCUCAUUAAAAUGUUGCAAAGUGCAGCAAAGAAAUUUGGACUCAGCAAUUUAAGUGGAAGGUUGGAUGGAGUCAGGUUAGAAAAUGGAAAAAUUAUUGUUGUCAACAAGAAGAAUGGGAACAAACCAAAAUUAAAUCAGAAGAAAUGUUCAUACCUCUGCGAUGUGACCCUGAAAUCUUUAGAUGGAAAGGAAUUCCCGUGUCAUAAGUGUGUACUUUGUGCAAGACUUGAUUAUUUUCACAGCAUGUUAAGCAGCUCAUGGAUUGAGGCUACCUGUUGUUCAGCUCUGGAAAUGCCAAUCCAUUCUGACAUACUACAGAUAAUUGUGGAUUACCUGUAUACAGAUGAAGCUCUUGCCAUAAAAGAUUCUCAAAACGUGGAAUUCAUGUGUAACGUUCUGGUGGUAGCAGACCAACUUCUUAUAUCCAGACUCAAAGAAAUCUGUGAAGUAGCCAUUGCAGAAAAACUUACUUUAAAGAAUGCUGCUGAGCUGUUGGAGUUCUCAGCCAUGUAUAAUGCUGAACAGCUAAAAUUGUCCUGCUUGCAGUUCAUAGGACUCAAUAUGGCAGCUUUACUUGAAGCAAGGACUCUGGAUGUCUUAAGUGAUGAUGUUGUGAAGGAUCUUUCUGUUUAUUACAGGAAAAUGAUUCCAGCUAUGGUCAGGAGAGUAAUUACCCCAUAUCCAGAUGGGCCUGACAUAAGUUCAUUUGAGCCUGAAGAUGGAGAGAAUUUUGUCUUUUUAAGGGAAGAAAUGAACACAGAACAAAAUUCUCAAGAAGCCCUUUUCAAAAGAGCAAAAAAUAAGGCAAAAAAGAAGCCACGAAAGCGGUCUGACAGCUCUGGAGGAUAUAAUCUCUCAGAUAUUAUUCAGAGUCCAGCCUCUACAGGCUCAGUAAAACUGGAUAAAACUAACUCUGUAGAAUCACUUCCAGAACUCUUAACAUCUGACUCUGAAGGUAGUUAUGCAGGAGUGGGUAGUCCCAGAGACUUGCAGUCACCUGACUUCACAAAAGGAUUUCAUCCAGAGAGGACUGAGAUGAAAGACAAAGCAUGUGCUCAGGGAAUGAAACCCUCUCAAGCUAAUAAGGAGAUGAAGUCAUACAAGGGAGCAUCAGCAUUGAAACAGUCUGUUCCACAGUCCAUUCCCAGUGCCAGACACAACUCUGCAAGCUCUCCCAAUUGGGUAGCAACCACUUUCAGCCCUGCCAGCCCUCCUGCUAUGGAUCUGAGAACCAUCAUGGAAAUUGAGGAAAAUAUGCAGAAAUGUGGAACCAUGCCAAAGGCAAAUUCAGGCAGAAUGAUGUCUCAUGGAACCAAACUUUCUCAGAAGCAAAGGAAAAUGAUUGCCCUGGCAGCAAAAGAUAAUGGAUCAAUCAGUAGCAGCACGGAGCCUACCACUAUAGUAACUACACCACCCCCACCUACAAAAGUUGCAAAACUAGGGAAUGCAUGGUCGUCUUCGUUACAUUCUGCCUCGCCCAAGUCAUUCCGUGAUCUUGUAAUGGAAGAAGAAAAAAGUAUGAGUGUGAAUAGUUCAUCUGGUACUGGUAUCAGAAGAUGUGGAUAUAAAGGAUCUGAGGAUUCAUUAGUCCAAAACACCUUAAGGUGCACCAGUAGAAGUAGCCCAGGUCUGGAAGACCAUGUUGUGGAUUCUCCUCAGCUGGAGAAUCAUAAUCCUUGGUCAGCAGCGUCACCAGCCAGCUCUCCUGUGAUGGCACCUGUCAUGUUUUCAGCUAUUGUAGAGGAAGAGCUCCAGCAAGAGGCUGCUCUUAUUAGGAGCAGAGAAAAACCUUUGGCUUUGAUCCAGAUCGAGGAGUGUGCAAUUCAAGAUUUAUUAAUCCACUAUGAAGCUUUUGACAACCCUGAUGAAUUUGUGACUGUUGAAAGGGCUUCACAGGGACCCAUAGCUGCACCUAUGUGGAACAAGCACUAAUCCGUACUCUUCAAAGUCCUCCCUUACACAGUCUUCACAGUUGUAUGUGCACUUUUGAAGUUGUAAUUCUUGCUACAAGUAAAACAGGACUGGAAGAAUAAGAAUCAUGAAACUUUUAACAUCAGCAUUAAAACACUGCCCAUAAUCACUAGGUAUUUGUUAAAGAGAAUGAAAUAAUAUGUUCACUGUGUCCUUUUCCCACAGUAUCUAUUGUAUGUAUGUUUUGAGAGAAUUUCUUUAACAAGACAUACUAUUAGUAAUGUUACUUGAAGCUGUAGAUUGGGAAUGCAUUUGCUAAUCUUAAAUUGUAAGGGUUUUUUGUUAAAUUUACAGGUGGCUGGAAAGCGAGUGCUUAUUUUGUGAUUUAAUGUGGAAUUGAAUGUGCAGAAUUACACACUUGAAAAGUUUGGGGGGAUAGUAUGUCCUUUAGAGCUUUCUGACCAAUUGGGAUUAUUGGAAAAAAGUUUGUGCUUGGAUUUUGUGUAAAGGUAUAGUUUGAUGAUGCAGUUUUCCUUAAGUUCCGUGUGCCGGUACUGGUUCUCUGGUUGCUGUGGCCAGUACAUUUCACUGUUGUGCCCCAGGCUGUUCCCAAGUGCCCGAUCUUUGCCUGCUCCUGGCUCAAUUGUAUGUUUUCCACUGUUGUGAGAUCAGCCUUUGAGCAGUGAGCUCUGUUGUGAAGUGAAGCACACAGUUGGAUAGAAGAUGGUGGCACUUAAUUAGCCCAUCUGUAGUCUUAUUCUGGUAAAUAUGGUACAGUUUUAGAACCACUGUGUUUGAGGAACAAUUCACUUGAAAUGCUGAAGGAAAUAAAAGAUCUGAGCAUGCAUUAUUAAAGCUAUAGAGAUGAGUGCUUGACUGGGGAAUUUGCAAACACCUAACCUUCAAAGAUUAUCGUAGAUGGCUUUCAAUAGUGUGUUCCAAAGUUCUCUGUGCCUGGUUGAAACAAAUUUGUAUAUAAAAAAAAAAAAAGGUAGCCUUAUCUGCAAUAUUCUGUCUAGUUUGUCUUGUUUGUGUAGGUGUGUUUGAACUUGUACUUUCUCAGUAGUGUUAGUACUUGCAAACUCUGGAAAACUGGAAUUGAGAGAGCUAUAGAAAAUGAAUGUAGAGAAUUGAUCACUGUGUGAUAAAAGAAUCUUGAAAAAACUUAUGUAGAUAUGUCUUAAUGAUUUCAGGUCAAGCUACACCAAAAAAAUUCCCCACAAAAAUUGUAAACAAACGCAAUAAACCAUAAAAUCUUGAUUUACACAAAGUUAAUAUACUUCUAUGUGCUGUCUAUAUAUAAUCAAUGAUUUAGGUAACUGCAGAGUGAUCUAAAAGUAUUUCUCUUCUGUAUGAAACAAGAAUUGUAGGCAUUUUGAAGCUGCACAGGUGAAAAAUGAUGUAACUUUUAAUUCUGUUUUAAAUUCUACUGGUGAUUCAUUCACUAUACUGAUGGUACUGCUUGCAGUAAGGGCUUUACUUGAUGCACUGCAGGGCUUUAGAGCCUGCUGAAACUAUACUUCUGAUUUAAAAGAAAGCUUAUGUACUGUGAGAAACAGCUAUAAAAGAAGUGGACCUUUCCAGGUGUGAACCCAAUUUGUUAUCAAAUGUAAAAUUAUUGUAAAGUUCCUAAUUUGUGGGGUUUUUUUCUUUUCAAAAUAUGCUGUUUAAAAUCUCAUUCUCCUGAUAUUGUAAGAGGAUUGAUGCUUCCACUGUGCCAGGGAGCUUGACUGCUUUAAGUUCUGGGUUUAUUGUCACAGUUUGUUUAGGCAUCAUCACUUAUAUGUAAUACUCCUAAACAAAAAUAAGGAAUGAUCAGUGUGCCACUCUUCUUGAGCUGAGAAUGUUUUUAAACUGUUGUGGUAGAAUAGCUUAAAGUUAAGGCUAAACUGUGACACAGAAGGCUGGCAUUUUCUAAGUCAGAUGCCCAAGUUUGUGACCUUUCUCAUAAUGCUAAAAAUCUUUGUUCACUCAA
Molecule: messenger RNA, 6619 nt
Organism: Chiroxiphia lanceolata (lance-tailed manakin)
Lineage: Eukaryota; Metazoa; Chordata; Aves; Passeriformes; Pipridae
Gene: IBTK
Product: inhibitor of Bruton tyrosine kinase
Exons: 29
Coding region: 595-4665 (1356 amino acids)
Biological process (GO): negative regulation of protein phosphorylation
Cellular component (GO): nucleoplasm; cytoplasm
Molecular function (GO): protein kinase binding; protein tyrosine kinase inhibitor activity
Source: RefSeq, a predicted model, not a curated record